GGGCCGGGGGCGCGGCGGCGUCGGGCUGGCUGCGCCCGCAGCGCCGCGGGAUCUGUGAGAAUGACUAUGUUCUUCUGUCUCCCAUUCUUCAUAACUGGAUCUCAAAGCAGCUAUAGUUUGGAAGAGAGCCUUGAAUAUCCUGCUCAGUUAUGAGAAACAUUUACCAACAUAAAAUAGUCUGGAAAAAGAUUUUUUUAAGAAAAUCAAAGAGCACAGAACCCUUUAAUAAAACAGAAGACAUUUAGCAUUUCAUAAGCUUUUGGCUGUCCGAGUCAUAAAAAAAUGAAUCGUUACACAAUUAUGAAACAACUGGGUGAUGGCACCUAUGGCAGCGUGUUGAUGGGAAAGAGCAAUGAGUCAGGAGAACUUGUGGCUAUCAAAAGAAUGAAAAGGAAGUUCUAUUCAUGGGAUGAAUGUAUGAAUUUGAGAGAAGUCAAGUCUCUGAAGAAGCUAAACCAUGCCAAUGUAAUAAAAUUGAAGGAAGUCAUACGAGAAAAUGACCACCUUUACUUUGUAUUUGAGUACAUGAAGGAAAAUCUCUAUCAGCUAAUGAAGGAUAGAAACAAGUUUUUUCCUGAGUCAGUCAUCAGAAACAUGAUGUAUCAGAUAUUGCAAGGACUGGCUUUCAUCCACAAACAUGGAUUUUUUCAUAGGGAUAUGAAGCCUGAAAACCUUCUCUGUAGUGGACCAGAACUUGUGAAAAUCGCAGAUUUUGGGUUGGCUAGAGAACUAAGAUCUCAGCCACCUUACACAGAUUAUGUUUCUACCAGGUGGUACCGUGCUCCUGAAGUUUUGCUGAGAUCUUCUGUCUAUAGCUCACCUAUUGAUAUUUGGGCAGUUGGUAGCAUAAUGGCUGAGUUAUACACACUCAGACCUCUUUUCCCAGGCACAAGUGAAGUAGAUGAAAUCUUUAAAAUUUGCCAAGUCCUAGGGACUCCAAAGAAGAGUGACUGGACAGAAGGAUACCACCUUGCUUCUGCCAUGAAUUUCCGUUUCCCACAAUGUGUCCCUAUAAGCCUAAAAACUCUCAUCCCAAAUGCAAGCAAUGAAGCAAUACAGCUUAUGAGUGAUAUGUUGAACUGGAAUCCAAAGAAGAGACCUACAGCAAGUCAGGCUUUGAAGUACCCUUACUUUCAAGUUGGCCAAAUUUUAGGACCUCCCCCACAGUAUCUGGAGAAGCAGACUCCUGUUAAACUGGUUCAGCCAACAGAGCCAAAGCCAUCUUUACCUAAACUGGAAGCUAAGCCAGAACCUCUGUCUUCGCCUGAUUUACCUGACAAAACACAGCCACAGCCCUUGCCAAAGGUUAACCACCAGCCUCUCCAGCAAAUUCAAUUGCCUCAGAAUACAGCUAACCAGCAAGUACCAAAGCAGCAGCAGCCACAGGCACAACCACUUUUUCCAAUUAUCAAUAAAAACUCAUCACCUAAACAGGCAGCUAGUGGACUUCUGAAUGGUGUACUAGGUCCUAAAAACUGCAGAAGACGGUGGGGUCAGACUUUGGUAAAGGCUGUGGAUAGCUGGGAUGACUUGGAUGACCCUGAACUUGGAAUGUCAUCUUCAAAGAAGCCUAGCAUUGCACUGUUGAAAGAAAAGAAAAACAAGGAGUUUCUUUUUAGUGUGCCAGAACCAAAAGCUUCAUGCUGUAUCCAGCCAGGAGGGGAAAACAAGAGUGUGAUGAAAAAUGAUUCUGAAAGGUCAAAUACAUCAGCAAAAGAUUAUUAUAUAAACCAAUCAAGAUAUCUGCCUGGUGUAAACCCAAAGAGUGUCUCUUUAGCAGCAGUCAAUAAAGAAGGAUCACACGGAACCUGGAACAACCAGUUGUUUGCUAAAUCACUGGCAAAUGCUGGGGGAGGAUUGACUUACAGGAGAAAUACUACAGAUGAGAACUUAAUUAUACCUAUUGAAAAGCUAUCAUGCAAAGAAAGGUUGAAUGAAAAAUUAGAAGAUCCAAAAGGAAAUCCUGGCUUUGUAAGUAGUGGUGCUUACAACCCAUCAGGACUACACACCUCUUCUUUCCACAAAAAAGAAGUUGGAUCAGCUGGACAACGGAUACAGCUAGCACCUCUUGGUGCACCUGUAUCAGAUUAUUCCUGGAAAAACAAAGUUGCUCGUCCUCCAUUACCAGGUCCUACUUUCAAUGCAGCAACAAAAAACAUGAGUAUCUUUACUCACCCCCCAACAAUUCAGCGAGUGCAUGGAAGAACAGACUGGGUGGCCAAGUAUGGAGGAAACAGAUAGAAAAUACAUCCUGUGUGGAUAUUACAUGCUCUGUGUUCAGUUCUCCUGCACUUGGAAACCUGAAAAAGCCUAUUUGCUCCAGCUUUUCUUAAGACUAUGCAACAGUAAAGAAGAAAAAAAGACCUUGCGUUCUAUUAUUUGUAUAGUACAUAUAAUACCAUGUAAAAUACUGGCUGUAAAGUAGGAUGCAAUGAAGUAUUGUACAAUACAUAUUGCCAAAACUAAGAAGUAGAUUUCACCUGAUGUUUUCUAUAGAUAAAUCUCCUGAUCUCAUACUCUUUGGAACAACAAAGGAUAAGGUUGUUCAUCCAGUGCAACAUCUGCUGCUGGAACGUGCUUGAAGCACACAGGCAGCACAAAGAAGGGCUGAAGCAGAGCAGCACCAGGCUUCCAGGUGUGAGGCUGGUUCCUUAGCAUGAAGACAAGAGUGAAAGCACAGAUCUGGCUUUGUGAAGAGCAUCAGUGUCCUGCAAGGAUUUCAGAACUCACUAAGAGUUACUCAGGGUCUGUAAGGUGUAAAUAUUCAUGUAGCAAUGAGAACUGAAACCCUUGUAGUAGGACAUAGGCAAUCCACUGAUAUUACACAAGGAAGGUCUAGAAAUCUGGCUGAUAGAGGGCUAUUGAAUGAUACAGCAAUAUGGGAAAAUAGUUAAACAAGUACUGAAUACUACUUACCAGGUUGUAAAGUAAAGCCUAACAAUCAGAUUGUGCUGUUUUAAUUAACUUAUUGCCAUUUUUUGUCAAAGAUCUGUAAAGAUUUAUCUCUGGUCUGUCAAGGGAGUGUCACAGUGACCUUUUAAAGAGCCAAAUAACUGCAGUCUGUCAGUCAUUUUAAGGGUGAAUUAGCCAAAAAUGCGUAAAUUAUCACUAAACUCAUGUUCCUGUAUGUCUUUAUUGGGUGAUUGGACUAAACUACAGAGUUUGAAUAGGCUACAUGAGGAAGAUUAUUGAUCUGUUCUUCAAAGACAUUGCUUUCUGUUUUAGAUCUUAAAGGCCAACUUAGGUACCUGAAAACACGGACAAAACUGUAAUAAUUCAGUAUGUCAGUGUUUAUAUGCUCAUUCAGUACUUUCCCCAGCUUUUAUGCUAACUUAUAUAAUAAUAUUGCCCAAAGGACUUUGCAAUGUACAGUGAAUUUUUAUUAGGAUGUUGAGCUGGGCUACUUCUUUUAACAGCUGUAUUUAGAAUAAAUGCUUUAGACUUUAUAGUAACAUUAAACUUGCCAUUUUAAAGUAAAGACUGAGAAUGCUCUUUUCAGACAUCAAGUUGUUAAUGAUGACUUCAAGCAUUUUUAAAAAAUAAAUUUAUUUGUAUGGCUUUUAUAAAUGAAUAUUAAACUUUAAACUCCUUUUGUGUUAUAAUGUAUGGGUUACAUUAACUUCCUGAAAAGCAAUUUAAUCUAAAACAGUUGUACCAAAAAGUCAAAUAUUUUGUUAGGAAAAUUGCACCGAAAGUAAACACUACUUUUUUUUAAUACUGUAAGAGCUACACAAGGAUAGGGCUGUCUGGUUAGUAAUGCACUAGAGAGUUUAAUUCAAUUGCCACUGGUCUAGGAUUAAGUAUUUGCCAUUCCCUUAGUAAUAAGAGAUGUCCCUAUGCUGCAUAAAUGCAUCUUAAAUUAACUGUACAACAUAUCUGUAACUUGCUAUGGCAAGGAAGGACACCCUCAGACAGUUUGCAACAGGCAUAAAAGCUAUGAUUUUAUAAUUAAAAAACAAAAUUAAUUACU
Messenger RNA from Lonchura striata (white-rumped munia), 3970 nucleotides. RefSeq names its product male germ cell associated kinase (gene MAK). Gene Ontology annotation, molecular function: protein kinase activity; ATP binding. Gene Ontology annotation, biological process: protein phosphorylation. The record is from RefSeq and is a predicted model, not a curated record. NCBI's taxonomy places the organism in Eukaryota, Metazoa, Chordata, Aves, Passeriformes, Estrildidae.